CGGGCCGGGCCGGGAUGGACGCGCUCAAAUCCGCGGGUCGGGCCCUGCUGAGGAGCCCCAGCGUCCACAAACCGUCCUGGGCCGGCGGGCGGCACAAGAAGCUGCCCGAGAACUGGACGGACACGCGGGAGACGCUGCUGGAGGGAAUGCUCUUCAGCCUCAAGUACCUGGGCAUGACCCUGGUGGAGCAGCCCAAGGGAGAGGAGCUCUCUGCAGCCGCUGUCAAAAGGAUCGUGGCCACCGCAAAAGCAAGUGGGAAGAAGCUGCAGAAAGUGACCCUGAAAGUGUCACCCCGCGGGAUCGUGCUGAACGACAGCAGGACCAACGAGCUCAUCGAGAACAUCUCCAUUUACAGGAUUUCCUACUGCACGGCAGACAAGAGCCACGACAAAGUGUUCGCCUACAUCGCCCAGAACCAGCUGAAUGAGAACCUGGAGUGCCACGCCUUCCUGUGCACCAAGCGCAAAAUGGCUCAGGCUGUCACCCUCACCGUGGCCCAGGCCUUCAAAAUCGCCUUCGAGUUCUGGCAGGCCGCAAAGGAAGAGAAGGAGAAGCGGGAAAGGGCCAUCCUGGACGCAGAAGGGACGAGCAGCCCCGGCUCGGAAGCUCCUGCCCGUCCUGUCACACCAGCAGCCACGGGGAACUUGCUGGAUUUGGAGGAUCCUGCCAGGUCCCCCCUGGGCAGCAGCACGGAGUCACCACAGCUGGACAACAGCAGCUUCGGGCCCGGCCCCUCGGUCAACAACAACGUGCUGUGGGAAAUGGAUGAUGGUCUCGACGAGGCGUUUUCAAGGCUGGCCCAGUCCAGGACAAACCCCCAGGUCCUGGACACGGGGCUGACUGCUCAGGACAUCCAGAGUGCAGAGACUCUGUCCCCUGUGGACUGGAACAAAAUCGACCCCGGCAUGGCAGAGAAGGAUGAUCUGUUCAUGUUCUGAGAGAGGAAAAGCCCCCCGAGGCCGUGGCCUGGAUCCUGCUGGAAGCAGGGAACCUUCCAAGGGCUCUGGAGCAGCUCAGAGGAUGUCACAGCCCAGCUUAGACCAAAGCUUCAGAAACCUAACGCGGAUUUUUGUACCUUGCUCUUAGGGAAAGCACGAGAUGCCCUUGGAGGUAUUUAUUCACAGUUUACAGUGCUGCUGGGAGGUGUGGGGAGAACCACGGCGGGAGCUGCAGCAGCGCCUGCUCCUCCUGCAAAAACAGCCCAGCCACCACCACAGCCCCUCUCAGCAUCCCCCACCCAAGGGCUGGGACAUAAUCCAGGGCUCUGGAACAACACAUCACCUGCCUGGGCAGGGAGGGGAUUUGCAGCAGCUGCUGCCAGUGUGAAAUCAAAGAGGGAGCAGAGCUGGAGCUUUUGUGUGAGUGUCUGGGGCACUCUCACGGCUGCCAGUCGCCCUGCGGCUCCCUGCGGGAAUUGAUGCUUUUUUAACCCAAAGACUCUACAAAGUUUUGCACUUUAAAAACUUGAACUGAAAGCAAUGGUCCGAAUUGUCAAGGUAAGCAGUGCCUGGAGCUUCUCUUCAGAAGCAAUUUUACCCAAAAAGAGCCCACCCUGGCCAUGCUGCAGCUCUGGCUCCGAGCUGAGCCCUCACCUCCGGCUCGACUCCGGAUCCUAAAGCUCCCUCUCACCUUUAAAAACAAAACCAGCAGGGAGGAAGGAUUUGUUUUGCUGAAUUCUGCUGGGAAGGGCAGCUUGGGAGGGCCACAGAUCCGUGUUCCCAGCCUGAGCUGCUGGGUUUGGCCGUCCAGGACUUGCUCCUGCCUGGAGCUGCGGGGUUGUUGCUCAGUGGAUGGGAUUGGAAAGGGCAGGAGCGAUACCUGGCUGUGCCCACCCCUCGUCCCUGCCAGCUCCCAGGGGGCUCAGGAAGCUUCAUCUACCCCUGAAACUGAAAAUCAGCAGUGGAGGUGUAAAGCUUAUGCCAAUUAAAAGCUUAAGUUUAAUGAUCCUAAAGAGUCGCACUGACACCUCGCAGUGUUUGUGGCCUUACAUGAAGUGUACUAAUCUGUUUUAUAGAUUUGUAACUUGGGUUUGAAGCACUAAUUCGUUCCCCAGAUAGCUCUUUUAGAACUCCCUUAAAACUGCUCGCAGGGAGGGAAAAAAGCCUUCUCUGUCAGCUGUGAGAAUUCAUUAGGAAGCAGCCGAGUGACUCUGACCAAGAUUUGAGAUCUGUUUUUCCCCCCCAAGCGUGAGUGUGAGAAGGUGUGGAGGACUCGUGGAGCUGACUCAUCUGUGCUCUGUGGAUCCUGCAAAGUGGUGUUUAAAGCAGUUUUAAAGCAGUUUUAAAGCAGUUUUAAAGCAGUUUUAAGCAGUUUUAAGCAGUUUUAAAGCAGUUUUAAAGCAGUUUUAAGCAGUUUUAAAGCAGUUUUGCAUCUCAGGAUGGCUGUGCCCAGGAUUCCCUGGAUGCUGAGUGCAGCAGCAGCCUCCUGGGCUGGCAGGAGCCAGCAGAGCUCGUGCUGCAGAAGCCCAGCAGUGGUUGUAGCCCCCAGGGAGCUCUGAUCUCCGCAGGAAACUGGGAUGGGGUGUGAGGGUUUCUCUGUGCAUUGCCCUCUCUCCUUCCCUAGAGGCUCCAGCAGCAGAUCCUGAAAUCCACAACACUAUCUCUGUGUGUCUAGAGUGGGGUUUGUUUGUUUGUUUUUUGAUGCUGUAAAGAAUAUUCUGUACUGAGGGGAAUAAAAACUCUGCCGGUUUUUGGA
Messenger RNA from Pseudopodoces humilis (Tibetan ground-tit), 2694 nucleotides. It is a transcript of the gene LDLRAP1, whose product is annotated as low density lipoprotein receptor adaptor protein 1. NCBI's taxonomy places the organism in Eukaryota, Metazoa, Chordata, Aves, Passeriformes, Paridae. Gene Ontology annotation, cellular component: early endosome. The record is from RefSeq and is a predicted model, not a curated record.